This is a messenger RNA of Durio zibethinus, 3282 nucleotides long. RefSeq names its product protein IQ-DOMAIN 6-like. NCBI's taxonomy places the organism in Eukaryota, Viridiplantae, Streptophyta, Magnoliopsida, Malvales, Malvaceae. The record is from RefSeq and is a predicted model, not a curated record.
AUAAAAUUUGAUUAAUUAAAAUCCCGUUAGAUACAAUCAGUUGUCAUUUCUAAGUCUAUCACGCUCAAGAACUCACAUUUCCCUUUUUUCGGGUAAAAAUAUGGACCUGAAAUACUACUGGUAGUAAUACAAUUGUUUUGAAGACAAUUUUCUUGGUUGUAGGUUUGCAGCACAAUAGAUAAAAGAGAUGGAGCUAAAGUCCGAUAUUCGAUUUUAUGUAUAGUAACAGAAAUCUAUUAUAUAAAUGCAGUAUUUUAAAAUCACCAUUAACAUUAGUUCUAUCACUGCCUCAAACACCGUUUUAAUGAAGGUGAGAUUCAACCUUAAAACUCUUCAAUGAAAAGCUUGACUCCAUUGACAAUCAUAUCAGAUAAACCUUGUCAGGACAAAACAGUUGAUUACCCUUGUAGUUAAUUUCAUGGCAUCUCCUGGUUAAAUGCUUUUACUUUAAUGCUCCUCUCACUGUCUCACUUUUUCCAUGGCAUCUCCUCUUCACACUUCAGAGCUCCUUUUGGUUCAGUUGCAGCCAUUGUCAAACAACCAAAGGGGUUUACGACUGUAGGUUUUGCCAUUUUGGUUUUAUGAAUUGGAAAUCUCAGACCAUAACAAGUCAGAUUGGAAACAAACCCUAAUUGUCAAGAAAUUUGAAAAUCAAAAUUUGUCUAUACAGAACAAUAUGAAAUCCAUCUAGCUGUAAAAUUCAGAUGCUACUUGUAGUGUUCUGAAUACUUAUUUGCAUCAGACCAAUCAAUCUCCCAGCUUUUUUUCACAGCUUUGAAUCAUUUGAAUCAUUUUUAAACCAAGGUAACAUCACGGGGGGAAGUCCGAAUUGUUUUUUUUUGUUUUUUUCUUUCCAAAGAAAAGGAUUUUGAAAAGUCAGAUUGAACAGAGAUUUAACACUGUCCAUGCAAGUGUCCCAAGCCAAUUACUUGAAAAUGCCACACAGCGUAACACUGUUUUACUGUGACAAGGAAGCCACAUCUUCAAUGCACUGACUAGGGGAUUCUUUGUCGGCUAACUUGUUGUCUUUUUUGGUAACUUUUCAUGUACGACAACAAAGGGAUCGUACCUUUUCAUGACAAAUUUUCCUGAAAGCAGUGUAAAAAACUAAAAAUAGUUCCAAAUACAAGAACAGAUAGUCUCACCACAAAGAGAAAUGCCAUUGAGCGGGAUCAAGAUAACCCUUCUUUGUCCGUUGGUUUAUUUUGAAUUUCAAAAUAUCGAACAGUAUAAUUGGACGUUGUAAACCCACUAUACCUGUAACCCCAAACCCACAUUCCCCACAUUUGCCCCACGUUUCUCUCUCUUUCCUUCUGGUUUCUGGUUCUUUGUUGUUACCCAAAACUUUGUAUUUUGGGCUCUUUGGGAGCUUUAUUUCAGCUCUUUUCAUUUGGGUAUUCUUGCUUUAAGUUUUCACUCAACCUGCUUUCUUUUUCUACAAAAAGUGAAGAGUUUUCUUCUUCGAGCCUUGUCGAAGACUCGAAGUCCUAUUUUUUCAAAAACAAUUUCCUUUUUCUCGCUCUUAUCCUGUUUUUAAUUAUUCUCAUUGCUGCCCAUUUCCUUUGUCUUACCAAGUUGCCUUCUUUUGAGCUAGUUGAGAUCAAACUUGUUUCAUUUCUCCAUUUGUUUCUUCCCUCAAAGAAAAAAAAAACUGUUUUUUAUAGCUCUGACAAAAUAUAUACCUUGAACUGUCAAUGGGUGCUUCAGGGAAAUGGGUGAAAUCACUUAUUGGUAUUAAGAAGACUGAAAAAGAGGACCAAGAAAAGGUGAAUAGCAAAAGUAAGAAAUGGAGGUUAUGGAGGAGUUCUUCAGGGGACUUGGGGUCCUCAUGGAAGGGUUUUAAAGGAAAGUUAAAAGCAGAUUCUGAAGAAUCUGAUUCUUCACCAAGGAAUGAUGCUUUCAUCGCUGCAAUGGCCGCAGUAGUUCGAGCUCCUCCUAAAGAUUUCAGAGUUGUAAGGCGAGAAUGGGCUGCUAUCCGCGUCCAAACUGCUUUUCGUGGCUUCUUGGCAAGAAGGGCUUUGAGGGCUUUAAAAGGAAUUGUGAGGCUUCAAGCCUUAGUUCGUGGUCGACAGGUGAGGAAACAGGCUGCUGUGACAUUUCGGUGCAUGCAAGCUCUUGUUCGUGUUCAGGCUCGUGUUAGGGCUCGUCGUGUGCGUAUGUCCAUAGAGGGGCAAGCGGUUCAGAAGAUGCUUGAUGAACACCGCAGCAAGGCUGAUGUCCUGAAACAAGCAGAGGAUGGCUGGUGUGAUAGCAAAGGAACACUGGAAGAUGUUAAAACAAAGCUACAGAUGAGGCAAGAAGGAGCCUUCAAGAGAGAAAGAGCCCUUGCUUAUUCUCUUGCUCAGAAGCAAUGGAGAUCAAAUCCUUGUUCUAUUACCCAAACAAAUAGUUCAAUUCCAUAUCUCAAAAACCAAGAGUUUGAGAAGAAUAGUUGGGGAUGGAGUUGGCUAGAACGGUGGAUGGCAGCCCGGCCGUGGGAGACUAGAUUGAUGGAACAAUUAGAUGCUGACCCUUCAGAAGCAACUCCACCAUCAAAAAGUUGUUCAGAGUGCCUUGUGGGAAAGAAUACAAGAUCUUCCGAACCAUGCUUAGUAAAAGUCAGAAAGAACAAUAUCACCACUAGGAUUUCUGCAAACCCUCCCCAUAUUGGUCAAGUUACUCGUUCGUCUUCAAGUCCAAGUUCUGAAUUUCGAUAUGAUGAGAGCUCUGCUUCAUCUUCAAUAUGCACUUCUACCACACCAGUUUCUGGAAACACUAUCCUGGCUUCAGAUAGAACAGAAGAGAGUGGCAAUAGUAGGCCAAACUAUAUGAACUUGACGGAGUCUACCAGGGCAAAACAAAGAGCUGGCAAUUAUGCCUUUCACAGAAUUCAAAGGCAGUCCAUGGAUGAGUUCCAGUUCAAGAGAUCAGCUGCUUUCUAUAAUGGCGAUUCAAAAAGUAGUGCUGGUUCUGAUCCUUCAGUCCAUAUGCCUCGACCACUAUAUCCACCCAAAGCUCGGUGAAAACCAGGGAGAGUGGCAAUUGCUUGCAUGAAUAGAUGGAUUAAUUGCAUGUUCUUUUCUUGAAAUGUCCAACAUCUUGUUGUUCAUUUUUGUUGAAAUGUGUGCACUAAGAUGAGAGCAAUCUAUGGCAAACACCUUAUUGAGUAUUUUGUAUCUGAUUCGAGGACAAUCCAUUCUGUACAAUUGUUCAUUUAGCUCUUCCUUGAAUCACUUUUACUCCAGUUUUUAGCAUUUAUAUGACUGAGGAAAUACAACUCAGCCACAUAUAACAUUAAUCUUC